AUGGAGGCUAUUCGAGUUUUCGUGACUUGUAAUCCAAAUCCUACUCUUCUAGGAGAUGUCUAUUACUCUAUCCACUUUAGGAGCGAGAAGAAAGGUGGAUGGGUCUGUUGUUGUGCACCUAUACUAUACAACUGGUUUAUUUCGUACUUGCCGCAGUCCACUCUAUACAAUAAGGACAAUCUCAUUAAGGACAUAGUAUGGCACAAUGCAGCCUAUGAUAUUGGGACAAUUGUAGUAAGUUAUGGAGAAUUCCCCAGCGUGCCUCUUAUUGAAGUUCCUGCUAACCAUCACAAAUAUCCAACAAGAGCUAAUAUUCAAAGGGUGGAUGCUCUCGAACAAGCGAACUGUGAACUGCAUGAAGAGAUUUUUUCUCUCCUUGCCAGCCAGGAGAGACAAGAUGCAUUGAUUGACAACUUGAUGGCAAGGUUGGAGCUCAUACCUACCACUCCUUUGAAUACAACCGUGUCCGCAUCGGUUGUCUCUGAUACUUUAAUUCCUAUCACAACUAUUGUUACCACUAUUGCGACUACCGGUUUCGCACCACCAGUACCUGACAAGUUACCUAGAUGGUAUAAACCUAAUGAAUGUUGUGCUUUCCACUCCGAUGCGCCAAGGCAUGACACUGAAAAUUUCUUAGUAUACAAAGGAAAAGUCCAAGAGCUUGUGAGAUUGGGGUUGAUCAAGUUUGGUGACUCGCCAAAUAUGAAAACCAACCCAUUUCUUGAGCAUGUGGCAAUAAAUGUGAUUAUCGAAGAAGAGAAUUUGCUUAUGGUUGUCCUGAAAGUGAGGACUCUGCUGGUGCAUGUGCACCUUAAGCUGUUCAAAGCUGGUAUUCAAGAGCAAGAUCAUGAGAAGUUCUCGGUCUUUUUAAGGACUCUAAAGGUUAGUGGAAAGAAGAAGAACGAUGAAGUAUCUAUCAUAGUGCGUGUCUUUAGAAAGCCCAAAGCUUUUGAGAUCUUUCGUCCACCCAGAGAAGGUACAUCUCCCGCCAACUAUGCUAAGCGUUUGGACAUCAAGAUGCCGAAUCCUUUUCCCUACAAAUCCGACAAAUGGUCUCACGAGAACGGAAGGGUUUUCGCUCCUGUUGGUCUUAGAAGUGGGAAUCCCGACAAUGGUAAGGCUCCGUUGGUCAUUCUUGAGAGCGGACCUGUACCAUACGUAGAUGGUGAAGAAUUUUUGCGCCUAAUACAGAAGAGUGAUUAUAAGGUGGUAAAUCAUCUUCUUCAAACCCAGUCGAAGAUAUUUGUUUUAUCUUUGCUCUUAAACUCUGAAGCACACCGCAAGGCCCUGUUGAAAGUCUUGGGGCAAGCCUACGUAAAUCCAGAUGUCACGGUUGAUCAAUUCGACCAUGUAGUUAGGAACAUUACGUCUUGUAUCAUACUAAGCUUUUAUGAUAAUGUGUUACCCACCGAGGGUAAAUAUCACAACAAUGCAGUCUACAUAUCCAUGGGUUAUCAAAAGGACUCUUUGUCACAUGUUUUGGUUGAUACCGACUCUUCUUUGAAUGUAAUGCCAAAGAUUACCCUCGCCAAAUUGUCCUAUAUUGGAGCCGACAUCAAACCAAGCGAUGUUGUUGUGAAGGCCUUUGAUGGUUCAAGAAGGGCUAUAAUGGGUGAAAUUGUAUUGCCGAUGAUGGUGAGUCCGCAACAAUUUCAAAUCCUCUUCCAGGUGAUGGGCAUUAACCUCAGUUACAACAGUCUUCUUGGGAGACUGUGGAUUCAUGACGCAGGCGGCGUCACAUCCACACUGCAUCAGAAAUUGAAAUUCGUCCAAAAUGGUAAGCUUGCCAUUGUUUAUGGUGAGCAAGUCCUGAUGAUCAGUCAAUUAUCUACUUUCAGAUACAUUGACGUAGAAGAGGACGUUGUCACCAUCCAAUUCCAAGGGCUUGAAAUUGAAAAUGCAAUGAAGAUUGAGGACCUCGAUGAGGAGGUUAAGGUGGGAACUUCUGUGGCAUCUCUGAAGGACACGCAGCAAGUGGUGGCCAGUGGCCAAGCCUCGGGGUUGGGGUAG
Molecule: messenger RNA, 2010 nt
Organism: Lathyrus oleraceus (garden pea)
Lineage: Eukaryota; Viridiplantae; Streptophyta; Magnoliopsida; Fabales; Fabaceae
Exons: 5
Coding region: 1-2010 (669 amino acids)
Source: RefSeq, a predicted model, not a curated record